CAGCUGGUUAAUUUCUAUUGAUUUGAACAAUCGACAGACAAAAGUCUGCUUAUAUUAAAUCAGGACAGAAAGAAUAAACUCUAGGAUUAUUAAGAUGGAUGCAUUUCAGAAAAUGUUUCCUGAGGACAGUAAAAAUUACCCCUGGGAUGAGAAAGCUCUUGAAGAUUUUAAAAAAGUAAUAAUUCAACAUAAAAUCAAAUGCAAAAUGGACGACAUUUUUCUUCUUGGAUUUCUUCGUGGGAUGGAAUUUAAUGUUGAAAGUUCACUUCAAUUGCUUAGGAAUUAUUAUUCUACAAGACUAGAAUAUCCGGCAUAUUUUAAAAAUCUACUUCCAUCAAAGUUAGAAAAAGCUUUAUCUUCAAAUUGUAUGAGAGUUUUACCUCAGCCUGAUCAAAAUGGACGCUUUAUUUGUAUAGGACAAUUGGAAUAUUGGGAUCCUUCAGAAGUACCUUUGAUAGAUGUUUACCGCCUAACGUUCCUCUUAGCAGAUUUAUUCUUUACUUUACACCAAUGUCAAGAGAAUGGAAUAGUUUUAAUUUUAGACAGUAAAAAUUCCACUUUUAAGCAAUUAAUGGAAUACACACCACGAUUUAUACACAACUUAGUAAGCUUAAUAAGUAAUGAUUGCAAUCAAGUAUUUAUCAAAGAAAUGCAUUACGUCAAUUUGAACGUCAUUGUCAAAGGAUUAUUGAAAUUUUCUCUGUCACUUUUUCCUGCAAAACUACGAAAUAAAAUAUUUCCACAUAGUGACAUGACGUCUUUACAUGAAUUCAUUCAUCCAGAAUAUCUUCCUAUUGAAUAUGGAGGUGAAUUACCAGAUUUUGAUUCGAGUGAAUUAUUUGAAGUAGUAAGACAAAACGAAGAAUUUUUUGUAAGAAACGAAGAAUUUCUCAAGAUCUACAAUGAAACGGUUCAAUAAAUAUUUUUUUCGAAAAUUCAAAUAUUUUCUUCUGGUUAAUAUAAACUGUUAGCAAAUACGAAAAUUUAUUUACUUUUGAUACAAGAAUUAUAUAAAACAUUCCAAAGAAAAUCAGUGUUUGAAGUUAUACACUUUUAAAUCAUAGUCUUUCGUGUCUUCAAUACUUAUUUAAAUAAUAUAGAAUUCGAAAAAAAUAUUGUAUGACGUAUUGAAUGAAUUAAAAAGUGUUGAAUAUUUGUGGAAUUUCCAAUAAAAUGAAAAUGUUUAGAGGAUAUUUUUAAUGUAAUCAACAAAUAUUAAUUAAUUAUACAUUUAAUUGUUACCAAUUAUAAUCAAA
This is a messenger RNA of Centruroides sculpturatus (bark scorpion), 1256 nucleotides long. Its product is annotated as alpha-tocopherol transfer protein-like. Gene Ontology annotation, cellular component: membrane. Gene Ontology annotation, molecular function: phosphatidylinositol bisphosphate binding. The transcript is spliced from 6 exons. The record is from RefSeq and is a predicted model, not a curated record. Lineage: Eukaryota; Metazoa; Arthropoda; Arachnida; Scorpiones; Buthidae. Bases 95 to 919 code for a protein of 274 amino acids.